Botrytis porri is the source of this 1638-nucleotide messenger RNA. RefSeq lists its product as uncharacterized. Gene Ontology annotation, molecular function: L-amino acid transmembrane transporter activity. Gene Ontology annotation, biological process: amino acid transmembrane transport. Gene Ontology annotation, cellular component: membrane. Lineage: Eukaryota; Fungi; Ascomycota; Leotiomycetes; Helotiales; Sclerotiniaceae. The transcript is spliced from 2 exons. The record is from RefSeq and is a predicted model, not a curated record. Bases 1 to 1638 code for a protein of 545 amino acids.
AUGUCGACAUCAACAAGUUCCGCCGACUCAUCAGCCCUCGAGUCCGAGCCUUUUCUCUCAUCCCGCUCAUCCUCCACUAACUACCUCUCCUCUCCGCCGUCCAAGCCCUCUCGUCAAAUAGAAGAUGACACCAUUCUCGAAACCAGCACUUUAGGUCGUAACCUGUCCUGGUCAAGCGCCUACAUACUCGUCAUAUCCCGAGUAAUUGGCUCCGGAAUUUUUGCAACACCCGGACCUAUCCUCAAAACAACCGGUAGUAUCGGUCUUGCCUUGCUUCUCUGGGUUGCAGGCUCGAUACUUGCUUGGCUCGGUCUUCAAAUUUCGUUAGAAUAUGGUUGCAUGCUUCCUAGAUCUGGAGGCGAAAAAGUGUACCUUGAGUUUACUUAUCCACGACCUCGAUUUUUUGCCAGUACGCUUGUAGCGGUACAAGCGGUACUACUAGGAUUUACAGCAAGUAAUUGCAUCGUUUUUGGCGAAUAUGUGCUUUUUGCUUUUGGAAUUGAGGGUACGGAAUUAGGGCAAAAAGCUAUUGCAUUGGGACUCUUAACUUGGAUAACAAUCGUUCAUGGAUGUUUUCUCAGAAGCGGAAUAUGGAUACAAAACUUUUUAGGAUGGAUUAAAGUAGGCCUAAUUCUCUUCAUGGCCCUAACCGGAAUAUUUGUCGUGGCAUUUGGUGUAAAACUUCCGGAAACAGGAGCUCAAGUCUCUACAUUAUCCAGAGAAGGGUUUUCCUGGGAUAGACUUUGGACUGGUUCAAAUUGGCAUUGGGGAACUUUGACAACCGCUAUUUUCAAAGUUUCGUAUUCAUAUGCAGGCUUGUCCAAUUUGAAUAAUGUUCUUAACGAGGUUAAGGAUCCGGUCAGAACGUUGAAAACUGUUGCGCCGGCUGCCUUGUUUACAGCUUGUUCGUUAUAUUUAUUAGCCAAUAUUGCGUAUUUAUCAGUGGUUCCGCUGGAGGAAGUGAAAGAAAGUGGACAACUUAUUGCUGCGUUAUUUUUCGAGAGAGUCUUCGGUGAUGUAGGGGGACGGAUUUUAUUGCCAUUGGCUGUGGCGGUUAGUGCGGCCGGGAAUGUUAUGGUUGUUACUUUUACACUCGCCCGCGUAAACCAAGAGAUAGCCCGUCAAGGUUUCCUCCCCUAUUCUAAGUACCUCUCAUCCUCAGCUCCCUUCGGUGCACCCCUCGGCGGUUUAAUAGUCCACUACAUUCCCUCCUUCUUCGUGAUUGCCAUUCCUCCUCGAGGUGACGUCUACAACUUCAUCCUAGACGUUGAAGGUUAUCCGAGUCAAUUCGCAGCAUUAGCUCUCUCUUUAGGAUUAAUCUAUCUUCGCUAUAGUCGACCAGACCUGAAAAGACCUUUCAAAGCGUGGCUGCCGGCUGUUUGGAUUAGGAUAGCGGUUUGUUUGGCGUUGAUCGCAGGCCCCUUUUUCAAACCGACGAAGGGAAGCGCGGAUGUGGGGUUCUGGUAUGCGACAUACGCUGUUGUGGGGGUGGGGAUCAUUCUUUUUGGGGUGGGCUGGUGGGCGAUAGUGUUUUGGGGAUUGCCACGUUGGGGUGGCUAUAGAAUUGAGGAAGAAGUGGGGAUUUUGGGAGACGGAACGAGUGUUACGAGGUUGGUUAGGGUCAAGGCUGGAGAGUGA